Amborella trichopoda is the source of this 2598-nucleotide messenger RNA. RefSeq names its product endoribonuclease. Gene Ontology annotation, biological process: protein histidyl modification to diphthamide. Gene Ontology annotation, molecular function: diphthine-ammonia ligase activity. NCBI's taxonomy places the organism in Eukaryota, Viridiplantae, Streptophyta, Magnoliopsida, Amborellales, Amborellaceae. The record is from RefSeq and is a predicted model, not a curated record.
AAGAGAGAGAGAGGAAACCGAUUAGGAAUUCUAGAGAGAGGAAACCGAUUAGAAAUUCUAGAGAGAGAGAGAGGCUGAAGAAGUGAUCGGAAAUCCUGUGCUCUGAAAGAAGAAAAAGGAAAAGCAACAGUGGGAAAAAACCAGUUAGAGCAGGUAUGAAGGUUGUGGCCUUAGUGAGUGGGGGUAAAGACAGCUGCUAUGCCAUGCUAAGAUGCAUUGAUUAUGGUCAUCAGAUUGUUGCAUUGGCAAAUUUAAUGCCACUUGAUGACUCCAUUGAUGAACUAGACAGCUACAUGUAUCAAACUGUAGGACACCAAAUUGUGGUCAGUUAUUCAGAAUGCAUGGGUGUUCCCUUAUUCAGAAGGCGGAUACGAGGGUCCAUGAGGCACAAACAUCUUAGAUACAUGAUGACUCCAGGUGAUGAAGUUGAAGACAUGUUCAUUUUGUUGACGGAAGUAAAACGCCAGAUUCCCUCCAUUACGGCAGUAUCUUCCGGAGCAAUCGCUUCUGAUUAUCAAAGGCUGCGAGUGGAGAGCAUAUGUUCAAGGUUAGGGCUAGUUUCUCUAGCGUAUUUAUGGAAACAAGAUCAAACUUUGCUUCUUCAAGAAAUGAUUACAAGGGGAAUUGUGGCUAUUGUCAUAAAGGUUGCAGCGAUGGGUUUAAAUCCUGCAAAACAUUUAGGCAAAGAGCUUUCAGUGUUGCAGAGCUAUCUGGUUCAUUUGAAGGAGUUAUAUGGAAUAAAUGUAUGUGGAGAGGGUGGAGAAUAUGAAACACUAACCCUUGAUUGCCCUCUAUUUACAGAUUCAAGGAUUGUGCUCGAUGAGUUUCAAAUUGUACUGCACUCAUCUGAUUGCAUUGCACCUGUAGGGGUUCUUCACCCUUCAGCCUUUCAUUUGGAACCCAAGAAUGAAUCUACCAUGGUCAGUGAUAACGGCAAAAGGUCCUGCAUUUAUGAAGUCCAAGGAGAUCAUAUGAAAAAUGAACAUGUUAUCAAGCCCCAGUUUGUGGAUUUUGGUUCUGAUUCAGAAGGCGAUAUGGAUGGGACUGUGCUCAUUUCAAGAAGAAAAGGAGAUUCAUUUGUUAUAGGUUGCUGGGUCCAAGAUUCUUCUAGUAAUUCAAGAGGUCUGCAAAGGGAUCUAGCUGCAAUUUUGAAGAAAAUUGAAUCUCAACUGAGCGGAGAUGAUCUUAGUUGGGUUAAUGUUCUAUAUAUACAUCUAUACCUAGCUAACAUGAAUGAAUUUGCUUUGGCAAAUGACACAUAUGUUACUUUUAUAACGGAAGAUAAAUGUCACUUGGGCGUCCCUUCUCGUAGUACUAUAGAAUUGCCUAUGCGUCAAGCCAAAUUGGGCAAUGCAUAUGUUGAAGUUUUGGGCACAAAGGAUCAGACCAAAAAAGUACUGCACGUUCAAAGUAUUUCAUGCUGGGCACCUAGUUGCAUUGGACCAUAUAGCCAGGCUACUUUGCACAAGGAAGUGCUUCAUAUGGCUGGGCAGCUGGGGCUUGAUCCUCCUACAAUGAUGCUUGUUUCUGGGGGCCCCCUUAUUGAGCUUGAACAAGCUCUAAAAAACUGUGAAGCAGUGGCCAAUAGCUUUAACUGUUCUCUGCCUUCCUCUACUAUCCUUUUAGUUAUUUAUUGUUCAGCCUCUAUCACGGCCCUUGAGAGAAUUGAUCUUCAGGAUAAGUUGGAACUUUUUAUGAAGAAAAGAUUGGAUCUUGAAUUGCAAAAUGGAGGAAGAUAUGGAGUUUGUGACCCUAUUAUGCUUUACAUUCUUGCACCCAAUCUGCCAAAAGGGGCACUUGUGGAGGUGAAGCCAAUGCUUCAUGUUCCUGAGGAAAGAGAGACAAUCUCUCGAAUUGAAAGUCAUGUUCAAUCAGCCAUCGAAGUUUCAAAUUGUUGGGGCUUUGAGAAUUUGAAUUGGCCUACCUCUUGCUAUAAUAGUUACUUUAUUCAUGACAAAAUGUGUGCGACUGUGGUUUCGGUUGAUGCGGAAUCUGCAGCCAAGAUAUGUCAAGGAACUGCUCACGAAAAUGACUCCUGUUUUGAAAAUGAAGAAAACUUGAGAUUUAUAUCACGCUUUUGUGUACAUAUAUUGAAUAAAAGCCUUCUCAAAAAUGGGUUCUCAUGGGAAGAUGUUUUGAAUUUAAGGAUCUACUUCAAAAUGAAGCUUGGUCUGGUGUUGGAUACACUGAGAAAAGUUUUCACCGAGGCUUUUGAAGAAUUUGCGAAGAAUUGUCAAAGUGGGAAUGUUGUUGGUGAUAUGAAAUUCUUAAACCUCAUUCCUGUAUUGGGUUCUGGUACAAAUGCAGCCAUGAAUGAUAUAAUUACUUGUGAAUUAUUUGCCUCAACCUUUUGAGAAAGGAAAAGUAAAUUAUACAUGCAAGAACAAGGCAUUGUCAUAGAUGGUUGUAAUUUAUUAUUUAAAAUGGAUGUUGUUUCCUUUGCCUUUUGUCUUUUUUAAAAUGGAAAUUUUAGGAGAAACAAUUUUUGCUUCCUCAAGUAGAACUCUAGAGCAGUUUUAGGAUUCUCAUUCAGGAUGAAGUACUUGAGAACAAACAUUUCCUACAAUUACAUAUUGACCAUCCAAUUUGUUACUGUCA